AUGGCUCCUAAGGCUCCCUCAUCCUCGAGGGCGUGGGAUGGCAUCACGCCAUCAUUGUCGCAAUGGACUCUCGACGCUGUGGCAUCGAUGGGCUUUACGCGCAUGACGCCCGUCCAGGCUUCGGCCAUUCCUCUGUUUAUGGCGCACAAGGAUGUGGUCGUGGAAGCAGUCACUGGCAGUGGUAAAACACUAUCAUUUUUGAUUCCGGUUGUCGAGAAGCUCUUGCGCCUCGAAGAUCCGAUUAAGAAACAUCAUAUUGGCGCCAUCAUUAUCUCUCCGACAAGAGAAUUGGCAUCACAAAUCCAUCAAGUGCUUUUGUCCUUGCUCGAGUUCCACCCUGCCUCGGCCGCAGCGAUUCAUCCUCCCGAGGGCGAUGCGCCUCGUCCGAAGUCUUCUUCCUCGGUCCUCAAAGUCGUACCACAACUCCUCCUAGGUGGUUCUACAUCUCCAGCGGAGGAUUUGAGCACGUUUCUCAAGAAAUCUCCGAACGUGCUAGUUUCCACACCUGGAAGACUGUUGGAACUGCUUUCCUCGCCCCAUGUUCACUGUUCACAAUCAUCUUUUGAGAUGCUGGUAUUGGAUGAAGCCGAUCGCCUGCUGGAUCUCGGAUUCAAGGAGGAUUUGCAAAGAAUUCUGCGCCAUCUUCCCAAGCAACGGAGGACAGGUCUUUUCAGUGCCAGUAUCAGCGAAGCUGUGGAUCAGAUUGUCCGUGUGGGUCUUCGCAAUCCCGUCAAGGUCGCCGUCAAGGUCAAGGGUGGUGCUGGUGUUGAAGACAAACGUACACCUGCCAGUCUUCAAAUGACCUACUUGACUACUCCUCCGGCACACAAAUACUCCAUCUUGAAACAAAUCUUGACAACCGUCCACCCUACGCCUCAAAAAACGAUCUGUUUUGUCUCAACAUGCUCCAGCGUGGACUAUCUCGCCAUCAUAUUACCUAUCAUUCUAGGAAAUGAAUUCCUCCUCGUCCCUCUCCACGGCAAACAUCCUGCCAAUGCCCGCCAGAAAAACUUCACCCGCUUCACUACCUCCACCACCCCCGCUAUUCUCCUAACCACCGACGUCGCUUCUCGAGGACUCGACAUUCCAUCUGUCGACCUCGUUGUGCAAAUCGAUCCUCCAUCGGACCCCAAAACAUUCAUCCACAGAUGCGGCCGUGCCGGCCGUGCCGGGCGCCGGGGUCUCAGUAUCGUUCUUCUCCAUCCCGGUCGCGAAGAGGACUACGUCUCGUUCCUGGAGGUGCGCAAGACACCUGUUGCGCCCUACAAUCUCCCAGAAUCAUCCAGCGAUAGUGAUGCUACAUCUGCAACUCAACUAGUACGCAAUGCUAUGUUGAAAGACCGUGCUCUUCAUGAUAAGGGCCAGAAAGCCUUUGUCAGCUGGCUUCGCAGUUAUAGCAAGCACCAAGCAGCUAGCAUCUUCCGUGUGGCUGAUCUGGACUGGGAGGCUCUCGGUAAGGCCUGGGGUCUUCUCAAACUGCCCAAGAUGCCUGAGCUCCGUACUUUCACCGGAGAUAAGACUCUAGGUGUCAAGAUAGAUUGGGACAAUUAUGCCUAUAAGGAUAAGCAGCGUGAGAAACGACGCAAAGAGGUUAUGGAAGAGGCUGCACUGGGAGAUGAGAACCAAAACCAGGAUUCGCGGAAACGGCGUGCAGCCGAAAAUGCUUCUUGGAGUCACAAUAUGGAGAACCGAGAGAAGAAGCUCAAGCGCAAGGAGCUCAAGAAAGCACGGAAGGACCAGGAGAGGUGGGAGCAGCUGCCCGAGGAAGAAAAGCACAAAGCUCGUGAGACGGAGCGGAUGGUUAACGAGAUCCGUCUCAAAAAUGAGCAGGAGUUUUUAUUAAAGAAUUCGGGCAAUUCGAAAGCCUUGAAUGGUGCAGGGGAUGGCGAUGAUUUUGAGGGGUUCGACUAG
Penicillium subrubescens is the source of this 1911-nucleotide messenger RNA. RefSeq names its product ATP-dependent RNA helicase SPB4 (gene spb4). The coding region runs from base 1 to 1911 and encodes 636 amino acids. The transcript is spliced from 2 exons. Gene Ontology annotation, molecular function: ATP binding; nucleic acid binding; RNA helicase activity. Gene Ontology annotation, cellular component: nucleolus. NCBI's taxonomy places the organism in Eukaryota, Fungi, Ascomycota, Eurotiomycetes, Eurotiales, Aspergillaceae. The record is from RefSeq and is a predicted model, not a curated record.